UACUUGCGAAUUUAGGUGAGGUUUUGUUAUUUAAAAGGAAAAGUAAUAAUUUCAUAAAGAAAGAAUUAUUAAAAACGGGUUUGAGACAAUAAAUACUGUAUAAUUAAAACAAUUGUUAUUUAAACAAGAAAAUAAAAUAUGCCACCAAAGGAACGCAAUAUUGCUAUGAUGGGAUAUAGAUCUGUGGGAAAAUCUUCACUAAGUAUACAAUUUGUGGAAGGCCAAUUCGUUGAUUCUUAUGAUCCAACAAUAGAAAAUACAUUUACGAAAGUUACUCGUGUUAAUUCCCAAGAUUAUAGUGUAAAAUUGGUGGAUACUGCUGGACAAGAUGAAUAUAGUAUAUUCCCUGUACAAUAUAGUAUGGAUUUUCAUGGUUAUGUAUUGGUUUACUCAAUAACCAGUCAGAAAUCAUUUGAAGUUAUUAAAAUUAUUUAUGAAAAACUAUUGGAAGUUAUUUGCAAAAAAUAUGUACCUGUAGUAUUGGUAGGUAAUAAAACUGAUUUACAUCAAGAACGUACUGUAUCAACAGCCGAGGGGCGUAAAUUAGCUGAAUCAUGGCGUGCUGCAUUUUUAGAAACUUCGGCUAAACAAAAUGAGUCUGUAGCUGACAUUUUCCAUCAUUUAUUAAUGUUAAUUGAAAAUGAAAAUGGGAAUCCUCAGGAAAAAAGCAGUUGUAUCGUUUCGUGAGCUUUUACUUAGCAAAGAAUCAAAACAGUCUUUUUGACUCAAAAAACAAAAAAGAAAAAAAAUAAACAGUCCUUCGAAUCAGUUGAAACUGUAACAACAAACGGGAUUGAAAAAAGUUUAGAUUCACAUCCUGGAUUUAUAAUUUCAUAAAGAUUUAGUUUUCUGUAAUUUUCUCAAAAUAGGCUGUAGUGAAAGAAGGAAAUGUAAAAGAAAAUAAUUCUUAAGUAGUAAUUAAUUGUAGUGAUUUCUUGAAAAAAAAAAACACUUUUGUAAAUUAUAUACAUAUAGCCCUUUUUUUUAAUAUUUAGUUGUAAUUUCAUUUCCAAAUCACUAUUUUAAUGCGAAAUUCUUUUAAAAAGAUUAGUUUUUAUUUUUAUUUCGAGUAUUCUCGGAUAAAGACAUACAUCUCUCCCUAUCUUAAUUUAUAUAAUUCCUGUGUACUGUAAACAAAUUUUAAGUUU
Molecule: messenger RNA, 1148 nt
Organism: Glossina fuscipes
Lineage: Eukaryota; Metazoa; Arthropoda; Insecta; Diptera; Glossinidae
Gene: Rheb
Product: GTP-binding protein Rheb homolog
Exons: 5
Coding region: 139-687 (182 amino acids)
Biological process (GO): small GTPase-mediated signal transduction
Cellular component (GO): plasma membrane
Molecular function (GO): GDP binding; GTP binding; GTPase activity
Source: RefSeq, a predicted model, not a curated record